AAGGCUCACGAGUCGCGAGCGACACGACAGCGAGGAGCGAAGAGGGAACCGCGAGGAGACGGAGGCGGAGGAGAGAGAAACCCCUAGUCUCUGGCCGCCUCGCCCCGCCCCGCCCCCUCGCCGCCUCCGCUCCGCGCGCCGCCCGAGCAAGAAGAGCCCCGGGGUUCGCGCCGCGGACGGCGGCGCCGGUGCCUGCGGAAGGCCUCGAGAUCUCUCAUCGGCGGCGCCGGCUGGUGUGGCGGCGGCGGUGCUCGGUGAGUUCGCUCGAUACCCUCGCCGCGGAAGCGUCCAAUCGAGCUGCUUAGCCCCUCGAUUCGAGGGUUUUGCCGGUCGCCUCCUGCUCCCGGCGACCGCGGAAUAAGCUAGCCUCUCGCUUGGGGGGGGGGGGGGUUAGGGUUAGGUUUUGCGGAAUUGUGGUGGAAUUUUGCGGCCGAGGCGGCGCAUUGCGGUCGUGAGGAGGCGGCGCUGCGCGUCUCCGCUCCAGCAAUGAUGGGGAAGACGCACAGGUUCUCGAAGGGGCACCCGCUCGGCUUCGUGCCGGAUUAUCGGCAUGGGGUGGAGACAGCGGGGGAGUCAAAGAGGCUUGGGAGCCCGGCCCGGAUUGACUCAGGGAGCUCCUGCGCACCCACGAAAAGGAAAUGCGUCAGCAUGAAUACGGAGGAGGGGGAAGGGGCUCCGGGCUUCAAUGUGCCCCGGGAGGUCUUCUCGCUGCCGAGGAUGACGGCCAUGGAUAAGAAAGAUCUGGAGAUGAGGCUCCGUGAGGAGCUUGCACAGGUGAGGGCCCUCCAGAAUAGGCUGUUUUCAAGAGGGGCUGCGGUGAGCAUGAAUGGUGGGGUGGCGUCAGCACCCGGAGGUGAUGUGCACCCUAAGAAAAAGGUUGAGAAGCUCAAGUGGAGCAAUUCGGUGCAGUCGGACAGGAGAGUGCCACCAUCAUUGGCUCCACCUGUGGUCAGCUCUACUGACUACACAGCAUCGUUUAAACAAUGUGCCAACCUUCUGAAGUUCCUUAUGACCCAUAAGUGGUCAGGCCCGUUUCUUGCCCCAGUUGAUGUUGUGAAGUUAAAACUUCCUGAUUAUUUUGAUAUAGUCAAGGAGCCCAUGGAUUUGGGUACGAUCCAGAAAAGGUUGAAUGCAGGCAUGUACUCUACACCUUGGGAUUUUGCUGCAGAUGUGAGGCUUACUUUCAGCAAUGCUAUGGCUUAUAACCCGGCCAAUAAUUAUGUCCAUGUAAUGGCUACAUCUUUGAACAAAAACUUUGAAUCUCGAUGGAAGUUUAUUGAAAAGAAGCUUCCUCAAUCAGACGAGAAGCCUCCUGUGAGGGAGAAGCUUCCUCAACCUGACGAGAAGCCUCCUGUGAGGUUUAUCGAAAAGAAACCCACAAAAAAGAAUGCAACUAAGAGAGAUGCCAUUGAGAAAGAACACCCCACUGAGAAAAAGCCCUCAAGGAAAAGUGCAUCUAAGAAAGACAUCUUUCAGAAAGAAGAUGUGGUGGACAAUCCAGUUUUGCAACCAAAGAAGAGGAAAACUUCUCCUUUGGUACAAGAUACUCCAGUGGCAGAGGCUGUUGUUCCAAUUGGAAAGGGAACAAUGACAAAUGAGCAAAAAUAUGAUUUAAGUGCAAGACUACAAUCAUAUGGUGCAUUGAUUCCAGAUCAUGUAGUUGAGUUCAUAAGAAGUCAUGCUCAUGAUUGUGAUGCCAAUGAAGAUGAGUUAGAGCUUGAUAUGGAUGUUCUCAGUGAUGAUAUACUAUUUGAAAUACAGAAGCUUCUUGACGACUAUGAUAAGGUCAAUCAGUCAAGAAACCUUGCAAAAGAGGACACCGAUGAGGUUGAGUCUCGAAGUCAGUAUGAGCUCAUCAAUCCAUCGGUGCAUCAUGAAGAAGGCAAUGAGCUCGUUGAUGAAGACGUUGAUAUUGGGGAGAAUGACCUUCCAGUUUCAAAUCUUCCUCCUGUGGUAUUUGAAGAUGAAACAGCAGACAGAAGCAGCAAGCAUAGUACAUCUAGCAGUUCUAGUGACUCAGAAUCAUCCUCAACUGAUUCAGAUUCAAGUAGCUCUUCUGGAAGUGAUUUGGAUGUCAAAGCUCUUCAGCAAAAUAGUGGGGUCAAGGAAAAAUUUCUACCUGUGGAUCACUUGGAUCAGGAAAAGGAUUCAUUGAACACGCUAAGUCUACCAGAGCAAAGUACAGAUCCUAUAUCUGUUUCUGCUGAUGGUGAGGGGGAAAAUGUGUCUGAGAAGCAGGUCUCCCCUGGAAAGCAAAUCCGAGCUGCCCUUCUGAGAAGCCGCUUUGCCGAUACAAUUCUUAAGGCUCGUGAAAAGGCCCUUGACCAGGUUACAAAAAAGGAUCCUGAGAAGCUUCGACGCAAGAGGGAGGAGCUUGAGAGGUUACAAAGAGAAGAGAGAGCCCGGUUGCAAGCUGAGGCUAAAGCUGCAGAUGAUGCACGCAAGAGGGCUGAAGCAGCAGCAGCUGCUGAGGCUGCUGCAGAAGCUAAGCGGCAAAGAGAACUUGAGAGAGAAGCAGCUCGUAAAGCCUUGCAAGAGAUGGAGAGAACUGUAGAAAUCAAUGAAGGGAGCCUCUUUUUGAAAGAUCUUGAAAUGCUUGGAAGUGCCUCAGGUGAACAGAUACCUAGCUCGGUUGGUGGAAGAAGUCCAACUCAUAUGCCUGAGGCUCUUGGGUUUCAAUUGGGAGGCAACCCCCUAGAAAAGCUUGGAUUAUAUAUGAAAAAUGAUGAAGAGGAUGAGGAAGGUGAUUUCACAGAUGAGCCAGUGGUUGAUGUGGAAGAGGGCGAAAUAGAUUAACUGCUUCUGGACCAUUCCAUUUUUGAUACUUUACAGGAGCCCUGUUGGCAUGACUGAUCUGCAUAGCUGUUUUUUUGAUAUCAUCGGUAUACAAAGUGACCUGAUGAAAGAUCGUGUCACAUCAACCCUGAUGGUUGCUGUCCUGUACACACUUUUAUGAACUGCCAAGUUUUGGAGCCAAGUGAUUGGUUGGUGAUCGAUGUAGCGAGCCUGGAAUGUAUGGGAAAUCCGCCGUGGUGCCUUUGAGGAGUUGUAUGGAGCGUGCUUCUCUUAGAAUGAGUUUAUGGUCAGCCAUGGAGUAAUGACCAUCUCUGUACUUUCCAUAUCCUCAAAUGGUUAUUUAGAUUUGGAUGGUGAUGUUUAUUCGAUAAAAAGAGGGCAAAAUGAGAGAGGACGGGAAAAAGAAAAGAGAAGGAGAGGGGGGGGGGGGCAUAAGGAGGAUUGUUUCUUGGCUCUUGAACACCUUAUGUGUGAGCCAUUUUUGAGGGAUAGUUUUUAGAGGCAUUUUCCUGUUGUGAAUGUAAUAUCGGAAACUGUACAAAAAGGUAGCCUGAUAGAUGGAAAACAAAGUCUUUUAAUUUAUGCAGCGCCUGUUCUUGAUAA
This is a messenger RNA of Phragmites australis (common reed), 3399 nucleotides long. Its product is annotated as transcription factor GTE9-like. The record is from RefSeq and is a predicted model, not a curated record. The coding region runs from base 487 to 2796 and encodes 769 amino acids. Gene Ontology annotation, molecular function: protein binding. The transcript has 10 exons. Lineage: Eukaryota; Viridiplantae; Streptophyta; Magnoliopsida; Poales; Poaceae.